Triplophysa rosa is the source of this 2752-nucleotide messenger RNA. It is a transcript of the gene prpf39, whose product is annotated as PRP39 pre-mRNA processing factor 39 homolog (yeast). Gene Ontology annotation, molecular function: protein binding. Gene Ontology annotation, biological process: mRNA 5'-splice site recognition; RNA processing. The record is from RefSeq and is a predicted model, not a curated record. The coding region runs from base 119 to 2365 and encodes 748 amino acids. The transcript has 14 exons. Gene Ontology annotation, cellular component: commitment complex; U1 snRNP; U2-type prespliceosome. Lineage: Eukaryota; Metazoa; Chordata; Actinopteri; Cypriniformes; Nemacheilidae.
CGCGCAUGCGCAGGGCAUUUUCGUUCAUUUCGUUGCAGCGCGGCCGCCUGACCGCAUGUUAUCAACCGAUAAUAUUUGAUAUACGUUGUUAAAAUAUUUCCCAUUUCAACCCAGUUUCAUGGAAGAUUCUGGUACACCCAUGACGGGGAUGUUAGACACAAAUGCCCCCGACAACGGGGACGCGCCUGCUAUGGAGGUUGCAGGAAACGAAAAUGCCACAGACCCAACUGCCACCGACUGGACUGCGGGACAGGUUCCUCUCGCAGACCAGGAAAACGACCAGAUGCAACAGGCCUCCGGUGUGGAGCAGUACCAGCUGUACUCGAAGGAGCAAUUGAAGUCUGCGGCACAGAACAUUGAGCAGGCGGAUCCCAGCCAAGCAAACUCCGGGGAGGUUGUUGAACAGCCUCCGGAAUCAAACGGCCAGCAUACAGACCAAUCAACAGAGAAACCGGCAGGAGAGGGCGACUCAGAGAGCCCUUCCAACAUGGAGCUUGAGGAUGCGCCCAAAGAGGAGGCAGAAGAAGCGACAGAUGCUGCUGUGGAACAAGAACCUGCGCUUCCAUCUGAGUACGAGAGGCUCUCUAAGGUCGUGGAAGAUAAUCCUGAAGAUUUCAACGGCUGGGUUUAUCUUCUGCAGUAUGUUGAACAAGAGAACCACCUGGUUUCUUCGAGGAAAGCAUUUGAUGAGUUUUUCCUGCACUAUCCCUACUGUUAUGGGUACUGGAAGAAAUAUGCCGACAUUGAGAAGAAACAUGGCUGUAUACAGAUGGCAGAUGAGGUGUAUCGCCGUGGCCUGCAGGCCAUCCCACUCAGUGUGGACCUGUGGCUUCAUUACAUUACGUUCCUAAGAGAGAACCAAGACAACAGUGACGGAGAGGCUGAAAACCGCAUUAGAGCGUCAUACGAGCACGCAGUACUCGCCUGUGGGACAGACUUCCGCUCUGACCGUCUGUGGGAAGCUUACAUCAACUGGGAGACGGAGCAGAACAAACUGGCCAACGUCACGGCCGUAUACGACCGCAUCCUCUGCAUUCCUACUCAGCUCUACUCCCAGCACUUUCAGAAGUUCAAAGAACAUGUUCAGAACAACAACCCAAAGUACUUUUUGUCUGAGGAAGAGUUUGUGCAGCUUCGAGUGGAACUGGCCAACGCUAACAGACCCGAUGGGGACGACGCCCCCGGCGAAGAACUUCCUCCUGGCGUAGAGGACCUCCCAGAUCCAGCUAAGAGAGUGACGGAGAUCGAGAACAUGAGGCACAAAGUCACCGAGACUCGGCAGGAGAUAUUCAACCAUAACGAGCACGAAGUCAGCAAGCGCUGGGCGUUUGAAGAGGGGAUAAAGCGUCCGUACUUCCAUGUCAAAGCCUUGGAGAAGACCCAGCUGAACAACUGGAGAGAGUACCUGGAGUUUGAGCUGGAGAACGGCACGCCGGAGCGAGUCGUGGUUCUGUUCGAGCGCUGCCUGAUCGCCUGUGCGCUGUAUGAGGAGUUUUGGAUCAAGUACGCCAAGUAUCUCGAGAGCUACAGCGUUGAAGGAGUGAGGCACAUCUACAAGAAGGCCUGCACCAUUCACAUGCCCAAGAAACCCACGGUUCACCUACUCUGGGCGGCUUUUGAGGAGCAACAAGGAAACAUUGAUGAGGCGCGCAGAAUUUUGAAAGAGGUAGAGGAGGGUGUUCUGGGUUUGGCCAUGGUGAGGCUACGCAGGGUGAGUCUGGAGCGUCGUCAUGGGAACAUGGAUGAAUCUGAGGCCUUGUUGCGUGAUGCCAUCGCAAACGGGAGGAACAGCGGCGAGUCGUCGUUCUACGCUGUGAAACUGGCACGGCAACUGGUGAAAGUGCAGAAGAGCAUCGACAAAGCCAAGACCGUGCUGCUGGAGGCUGUGGAGAAAGAUGAGACGAAUCCAAAGCUGUACCUGAACCUGCUUGAGAUGGAGUACAGCAGUGACAUUCAGCAGAACGAAGCCAACAUCAUCGCCUGCUUUGAUCGAGCGUUGAGCAGCUCGAUGUCUCUAGAAUCACGCAUCACAUUUGCCCAGCGCAAAGUUGAGUUUCUGGAAGACUUCGGCAUUGAUAUCAAUGUACUUGUGGCUGCGUAUGAAGAGCAUCAGAAGCUUGUUAAGGAGAGUGAUUCUUUGAAGAGGAAAUCGGAGGAUGGCUCGGAGGAACCAGACUCCAAGAGACAACGAACAGAUGACCAAUCAGCAGCCUCGGGUCAGAUGAUGCAGGACAUGCAAGCUAAUAACGCAGGAUACAACUACAACAACUGGUAUCAGUAUAAUUCCUGGGGACCUCAGAAUUCCUGGGGUCAAUACGGCCAGUAUGGGCAAUAUAACCAGUACUACCCACCACCCCCCACAUAACGGACUACUACUGCGCCCAUGUGAGCUCCAUCCAGGAGGACUGCGAUCUUUUUACCUACAGCUUCAUGUUUCUCAUCAACAUUCAUACUGUCACUCAAAACAGACUAGUGUGGUUUUUUUCUGGCACGUGUUGAAAGUUUAAACGAGCAUUCUAACUUCUGUACAAGUGCAAGUGAGUUUUUAAUGAAAGGUGCUUGGUUUAGUGAGCCGUCUGUUGCUGGAUUAGUUAUGUUAGAUGAAACAUUUACAUUUGUGUGGAAGUUGAAGACGUAACACUUUAACCUCAUCCAUGCUCUCCUAAAUGUGAUCUUGUUUUCAGAGAUAAACAUGACAUGAAUACUUUUUUAUUUUGACUUGAUUUCAUAAUAAAGAGAUUGACAUGCUAUA